Messenger RNA from Closterium sp. NIES-65, 981 nucleotides. Lineage: Eukaryota; Viridiplantae; Streptophyta; Zygnematophyceae; Desmidiales; Closteriaceae. The record is from the annotation of a GenBank genome assembly.
AUGGCAGCGGCGGCGGCGAGUCUGCAAGCAGCGUCCCCGCUCGCCGUUGCCGCGGUAAUCGCGGUCACCGCGGGCCGCGCCGUGUUUGGCGCCGUGGUCGGCGCGGUCCUGCACCCAGAGGUGCUGCUGCGCGCGAGCUGGCUGCUCGUGGUGUGGCCGUGGCCCGCGGCGGCGCUGAUUGCGGCGUGGACGGUGGCGACGGCGGCAGCUGGAGGCGGGAAGAAGCAGCCGCUGUGGAAGCAGGUGGGCGUGCUGCUCGGCGCGCUUACGUGGCUCAUUUUGGUUCCCUGCGGAGCGUUUCAGGGCUAUCUGGACGGGUGGCGGGUGAGUCUAUGUGUGCUGUACGCGGUGUUCUUCAGCGCAUCAGCCAUUGUGCGCCUGCAGCUCUACGGGGACCUCGCACCACCCAGCAAGGACCAGCAGCAGGCCACCGCCACCAGCCGCACAGCCCAGGUGCUCUUUGUGCUGUCAGUGGUGGGCGGCCAUUGGUACGCAGCCUUCGAGUCCGCAUCCCGUGCAGCCAUCCUCGCCGCCUCCACCGCCGCCGCCACGGCAGCCACAGCCUCUGCCGCCGCAUCAGGCGCAUCAACAGCCGGAGCCGCUGCCCCGUUCGCAGCGGCGCUCGACCCGUGGGCAUCGCGUGUGGCGCCGGUGCUGCUGGUGUUUGCCCUGUGGCUGCACUGGGAUGCGGCCUUCUUCCUGGGCAAGUACUUUGACCGCCUCGUCGUGCCCAAGGCCGUCGUCACGGUGGGGCCCUACCGCUCGCUGCGCCACCCGCUCUAUGCGUCCUACGUGCUGCUCUUCUGCGCCUUCUGCCUCUCCCUGCACAGCUACAAGGCAAUGCUCUUCCUCUUCAUUGCAUCUCUCCUCUACUACCGGGCGCGCAUCACCCUAGAGGAGACCAUGCUACUCAAGGCCUUCCCCGAGUACAAGCAGUACUGUCAGCGCGUGCCCUACAGGAUGCUGCCCUACGUGUACUGA